Messenger RNA from Cornus florida, 1460 nucleotides. Its product is annotated as stem-specific protein TSJT1-like. Lineage: Eukaryota; Viridiplantae; Streptophyta; Magnoliopsida; Cornales; Cornaceae. The transcript is spliced from 5 exons. The coding region runs from base 368 to 1357 and encodes 329 amino acids. The record is from RefSeq and is a predicted model, not a curated record.
UACUCUAUAUAUUACAUACCUAUAAAAAGAUCACAUUUCAUGUCUAGGAAUGUAAGUCGCUCCCUUUUUAUAUAAUAAUAACAGAUUCAUAACUAAGUUGUGUCUUGUGCCCUUGUCUCUCUCUCUCUAAAAUCCAUCCACUAACAAAUUUGGAUAACUCUCUCUCUCUAUCUCUCUCUCCCUCCCAAGGUAUGUAUAUAUAUAUAUAUAACCAACAUGUGAUGUGACAUAGGGGAGUGAGUUACAAAUUUUUUUCACCAAUUAAGCAGUGUUUCCAUGUCUUUUUACAAAUAGCGUUUUUGAGAAAUAAGUUUUGUUGUGGAAGAUAAUAGAAAGAAAGAGAGAGAGAGAGAGAGAGAGAGAGAAGAUGUUGGGCAUAUUCAAGAAGGGUUUGGUUGAUCCACCAGAAGAGCUGAAUAGCCCAGCUUCAUUGCAGCCCUCCGUUGAGCCCAAAAUUCCUGAAGACACUCUGAAAGAUUUCUUAUCUUCUCAUCCCACUAACAGCUUCUCUGUUGGUUUUGAAGACAAGGCCUUGCUUGCUUUUGCCCCACCUGACCCAUCACUCUCAAGUCAUCACAGGUUAUUUUGUGGCAUGGAUGACAUAUACUGCAUCUUUUUGGGGGACUUAAACAACCUAUCUGCUCUAAACAAGCAAUAUGGACUGUCAAAGAGUGCCAAUGAGGCAAUGUUUGUGAUUGAGGCAUACCGGACCCUCCGCGAUCGAGGCCCAUACCCGGCCCAUCAGGUCCUCAAUGACCUGGAUGGCAGCUUUGGAUUUGUGGUCUAUGAUACCAAGGUUGGAACUGUCUUCACCGCACUGGGUUCUGAUGAAGGAGUGAAACUCUUUUGGGGUAUAGGUGCUGAUGGCUCAGUGGUUAUUUGUGACAAUUUGGAGGUCAUAAAAGCAAGCUGUGCUAAAUCAUUUGCACCUUUCCCAAUUGGGUGCAUGCACCAUAGCAAAGGAGGGCUGAUGAGCUUUGAGUAUCCGAUGAACAAAUUGAAGGCAAUGCCAAGGAUAGAUAGCGAGGGAGUGAUGUGUGGAGCCAACUUCAAGGACUGUAAUAGGCAGGUUACUGAGAAUCCAGAAGACGUAAACCGUCGUUAUUUGUCCCAAACGGAGGUGACAAAGGGGUUAAAAGAGCCGAACAACCUGCGUCGAAGAGGGUUAGAAGUGAAAGAGCCAACAAUAGAAGUGAAAGAGCCAACAAUUGAUCCUCCAGAAGAAAAGAUGGCUAAAGCAAAGACAAACGUAACGCAAUCGCGCACAAACCACUGUGAUAAAUCUCAUUUGUUAGCCUUCAUUGUUGGAGUAGUAGUGACAAUGUUGUUAUAUCACGCACUCAAUAGGUUGUGGUAGAGCCUUGUGACAUGGACUUGAUGACUAUGAAUGCUGUAAAAAUCUGAGUUCUAUGACAAUAAGCAGCAAUUUGUUGGUGAAAUAUCAAUCUCCAGAACGAACC